Wasmannia auropunctata (little fire ant) is the source of this 1042-nucleotide messenger RNA. Its product is annotated as cytidine deaminase-like. Gene Ontology annotation, molecular function: cytidine deaminase activity; zinc ion binding. The coding region runs from base 282 to 707 and encodes 141 amino acids. The transcript has 2 exons. Lineage: Eukaryota; Metazoa; Arthropoda; Insecta; Hymenoptera; Formicidae. Gene Ontology annotation, cellular component: cytosol. The record is from RefSeq and is a predicted model, not a curated record.
GUUAGGUUAGACCGGACGGUUCAGCGCCGCUGGAUCAGCGGCCGUCCGUGCAAGGCACGUUGCCGUCGGGGCGGACGCGGCGGCCGCGUCGAGUUGUGUCGUCAUCCGCGUCGUCCGCGCCGUCAUUAUCACCGCGCGCGCGACGCACAGUCGUCGGACGGUUGUCGAAGACGUCGGAGCGAGAGGACGUCGUCGGUCUCGUCACGUCUCCUGCCGCAACCCUCACGUCGCGCCUCCCGCAGCUCAACCCCUUCAUUAACGAAACGGGCACCCCCGACGAAAUGGGCAUCGGGGAAAUAAUCGAUUUUACGUCGCUUGACGCGGACACGCAGGAGCUGAUAAAGGAGGGCGUGGCGGUGCGCGAGAACUCGUACUCGCCGUACAGUAAGUUCAAGGUCGGCGCUGCGGUGCGAUGCGCCGACGGCAGCAUCUCGCGGGGCUGCAACGUGGAGAACGCCUCCUACCCGGCGGGUGUGUGCGCCGAGACGAUGGCGAUCGCGCGGGCCGUGUCGGAGGGCAAGCGAAAGUUCACGGCGUUGGCCGUGGUCGCCGAUCUGGAGUCCACGUUCACCACGCCGUGCGGGGUCUGCAGGCAGUUCAUGUCCGAGUUCGGCGAUAACAUGCCCAUCUACCUGUCGAGAUCCGACAUGAAGAAGGUUCUACAGACUAAGAUGAACGAACUGUUGCCCUCGCCCUUUCGCUCGUAAUUCGUCCACGCUGUCGGAGAGGUGACAUUCGGAAACGACACGGAGGCUACAACGAGAGGCGUUGAACUUUUCUAUGUGUACUUAAUUAAGAGUCAUUAAUCUCAUCCAAACUUUAGAAUAUUCAUCAAAACUGAACAUUUGUAUAAAUCUUAUUACGUACAUGACUCAGCAUAUUCAACAUAAAACUUUAUUUCAAUGAAAUUAAGAUCUACGAUGCGGAAAUAUUAUUUACAAUGAUAUAUAUGUGAUAUAUAUAUGGGUAUAUCAACUAUUGUUUAAAGCGACUACGAUAACACUGCAACGAACGUAUUUUCUCGCUGUAAUCUUGUUUUUUG